Molecule: messenger RNA, 2378 nt
Organism: Olea europaea var. sylvestris
Lineage: Eukaryota; Viridiplantae; Streptophyta; Magnoliopsida; Lamiales; Oleaceae
Product: DNAJ protein JJJ1 homolog
Exons: 4
Coding region: 78-1940 (620 amino acids)
Molecular function (GO): nucleic acid binding; zinc ion binding
Source: RefSeq, a predicted model, not a curated record
UAAACUUUUUAAAUCCCAUCGAAUACAGCCCCCUAAUUUUGCAAUCGAAUUUUCAAGAGUGCCCCAAAAAUUCAACAAUGGCAUCGUCGGAAAAGCGAUGCCUGUACGAGGUGCUUGGCUUGAACCGCGACUGCACACCCGACGAAAUUCGGUCGGCUUACAAGAAAAUGGCUCUCCAGCGCCAUCCGGAUAAGCUAGUUCAGUCUGGCGUCCCCGAAGCCGAAGCCGAAGCCACAGCUGCCUUUCAAGAACUCGUCAACGCAUACGAGGUUCUCUCCGACUCGAAGGAGCGUGCGUGGUAUGACUCCCAUCGUUCACAAAUCCUAUUUUCUUCCAACAAUUCUUCCAAAUCCUCGGGUCCUGUCCCUGAUUUAUUCUCUUUCUUCUCCAAGUCGGUUUACUCCGGGUAUUCAGAUUCCGGGAGGGGGUUCUAUAAGGUAUACGGGGAAAUAUUUGAGAAAAUUUACGCUACUGAAUUCAAUUUUGCGAAGAGGUUAGGAUUUCCAUUGCCGAAGGAAGCUCCGGUCAUGGGCAAUUUGGAGAGUCCCUAUGCUCAGGUGACUGCAUUUUAUAACUAUUGGUUAGGAUUUGUGACAUCUAUGGACUUUUGUUGGGUAGAUCAGUAUGAUGUGAUGACAGGACCAAACAGGAAGUCGAGAAGGGUAAUGGAGGAUGAGAAUAUGAAGUUGAGGAAAAAGGCAAAGAGGGAGUAUAAUGACACAGUAAGGGGAUUGGCAGAGUUUGUGAAAAAGAGGGAUAGGAGGGUCAUCGAUAUGCAGGCCAAAAGGAAUGAGGAGAUGGAGAAAAAGAGAGAACAGGAAAGACAGAGAAAGAAGGAGUUGGAGAAACAGAAGGCGGAGAAGGCAAGGAAUUAUGAGGAGCCUGAGUGGACGAUGGUCGAGGAGGUGGAGAGUGAAGAGAGUGAGGAUGCUGUAGAAGAGGAUGCAAAGAGAAAGGAGUUGUAUUGUGUAGCUUGUGGAAAGAAGUUCAAGAGCGAUAAGCAAUGGAAGAACCACGAGCAGUCUAAGAAGCAUAAGGAGAAAGUGGCAGAAUUGAGGGAAGAAUUUGAUGAGGAAGACAGAGAAUUUGAAGAGACAGAGGGGAAUGAAAGGAAGGACGAGGAAGAAGAGGAGGGUUAUUUUUCAGCAGAUGAUGAGGUGAAUGAUUUACGAAACCAAUUCGAGGAUAGUAUUGGAAUUCAAGGGCAGGAGAGCGAUGAGGAAAACGCUGAAUCUAGCGAGGAUGAUGGGAUUGUCGAUAUUGAUAAUGGCCGUAGAUCAAGGCGAGUCAGUGCUGAGAUGGAAUCAGAUGAUGAUGAAGCGAGUCUUCUUGAAGCAAUGGUGUCGGGGCAUAAGACCAGGAAGAAGUUAGAUGCCAGGCACCAGACCAAGGUGCCUGAAAAGAAAAUUCAGAUGGAGGUCGAUGUUGAUGAGAUGGAUUUCAUGGAAUGCAACAACACAAAGGGUUCUCGAAGCAACAUGGGAGGCAGGAGGCAGAGGGGUAGAACACAAGAAGAAGAAACAAUAAGAGCUGAUGUUAUACAGGCUAAUGGUAAGACAACCCAUAUGCAAGAAGAAGAAACAAUAAGAGCUGAUGUUGCAGAGGAUAAUGGUGAGCUUGAGGAACAGAAUGGACAAGAUGAUGACUCCCAUGUUGAGGUGUCAACAUCCCAUCCUCUACAAGAAUCUGCCACUGAGGGCAAAGGAGAUGAUGCAUCAAUCAGUGGUCAUAAGCUUCCAAAGCAAGCUGUGAACAAUAAAAAUACAACAAAGAAGUCUAAUGCUUCCAAAUUAAAGGUUGCUCCCAAAGGCAGGAAACAAAAGGUGGCAGCGAAAACAUUUGGCAAUGUCUGCGAGAAGUGUGGGAAGGAAUUUGAAUCAAGGAAUAAACUGCACAAGCAUUUAGGAGAAACUGGUCAUGCUUCCCUAAAAUUUGAAUGAUUCUGGAUUGCUUACGAUUGACAAUGCAGGUGCUACUCGUUCUUUGGUUAAGCGUGUUUCAGGCUUACUCAAGUCAGAUGCCCAUAGAUUGGCACCAUCCCAAUGUCUAACUCUGAGUGAAAUGAAAAUCAAAAUUUAAAGUCAAAAUUUGAUUUUGCCUUGACACCAUAAGUCUCCAAGAGCAGUGUGUUCGUAUACGCCCACAUGGUCUUACAUCGUCAUAGAAUCAGGGUCUGCCUGAUCAGAUUUUGUCACCAUUUUUGUAUUUUAAGAAAACACACGACUGAACUGUAAAAACAAGUUUGUGUGAUGCUCCACUUGUGGGUCGCAUUAAAUGAGCUACCUACAAAAUUGAUCUAUACUUUAUGCUCUUUGUAGUUACAUUGCAAAGGGAAAAUUACAGUAGGCGUCUUUUAACUUUUUUACGUCUUUUUGCAA